Molecule: messenger RNA, 2798 nt
Organism: Diorhabda carinulata
Lineage: Eukaryota; Metazoa; Arthropoda; Insecta; Coleoptera; Chrysomelidae
Gene: Rtc1
Product: probable RNA 3'-terminal phosphate cyclase-like protein
Exons: 3
Coding region: 120-1256 (378 amino acids)
Biological process (GO): ribosome biogenesis; endonucleolytic cleavage of tricistronic rRNA transcript (SSU-rRNA, 5.8S rRNA, LSU-rRNA)
Cellular component (GO): nucleolus
Molecular function (GO): RNA endonuclease activity
Source: RefSeq, a predicted model, not a curated record
AUAACCCUACAUUAACCUAUAAUUUCGUAUUUAGUAAAAGUGAAUGUUGACUGUAAAUACCAGAAUAAUUGGUUUUUUUCACGUAUAUACUAAAAAAUAAAUUUGAUAUAAUUGCAAGAAUGCCAGCGAAAAGGGGUAAUACAUUAAUAUACAAAGGAAGCAAUUACUUGAGGCAAAGAUUAAUUCUUUCAGUCUUAAGUGGUAGGCCUGUUCAAAUAACUGAUAUACGGAUCCAAGAUGAAGAACCAGGUUUAAAAGAAUUCGAAGUCAAUUUAAUAAGACUAUUAGAUAAAGUAACAAAUGGUACAAUAAUUGAAUUAAAUGAAACAGGAACAUCAUUAUAUUUUCAACCAGGUCUAUUGUAUGGUGGUGCUAUUGAACAUGAUUGUUGUACAGAAAGAGGCAUAGGGUACUAUUUGGAAGCUCUAGUUAUGUUUGGCAUAUUUUGUAAACAGCCAUUAAAUGUCAAAUUAAAAGGGGUAACUUCCAAUAAUAUUGACCCCUCGGUUGAUCUAAUAAAAACGUCUUUACUUCAAACAUUAAAAAAAUUUGUAUUAGACGAUGAUGAUUUGGAAUUAAAAAUUUGUAAAAGAGGUAUGAGACCAUUAGGAGGAGGUGAAGUGAUAUUCAGAUGUCCAGUAAGGAAACAGACAAGACCGGUACAGUUAUAUAAAAGUGGAAUGGUGAAAAGAAUUAGAGGAACAGCUUAUGCUUUAAAAGUAUCUCCGGCUAUGGCAAAUAGAAUAGUAGAAAAGGCUAAGGGAGUACUGUUGAAUUUUAUUCCUGAUGUUUACAUUAGUGUGGAUCAAUGCAAUGGGAAACAAGCUGGAAAUAGUCCAGGAUUUGGAAUUCACUUAUUGGCUGAAACUAAUGAAGGGACAUUUUAUUCAGCAGAACAGGUGUCAAAUGUUGUAGCAAAUGGUGAGGAACCUUCUAUACCAGAAGAUCUAGGAAUUGCUGCUGCUCAAAGGCUAUUAUACGAAAUAUAUCUUGGUGGAGUAGUGGACUCGACAUCUCAAUCACUGGCAAUUUUAUGUAUGGCUUUAGGUGAUAAAGAUGUUUCAAAAUUAGUCACAGGUCCUCUAUCAGAUUAUUCAAUAUGGUUUUUAAGACAUUUGAGAGAUUUUCUUGGUGUUACCUUCAAAUUAGAACCUUUCGUAGAAGAUGAAGAGUAUAGUAAAAAUGGUUCAUCUUCAAAAGUUUUAUUAACUAGUAUAGGAAUUGGAUAUACCAAUAUAAGUAAAAGAACUCUUUAAUUUUGAUAAUUGAUUUUUUAAUUAUAUCACCUUCAUGUCAUAAAGUUAGCUCCAAAUUUUGUUUUUAGCUUCUGAGCAAUAUUUAAUUCCUUCAAAAUAAUACAAAAGGUCUUUUUUAUAUAUAUACUCAUUAUAUAACUUUUCCACCUACCCCAUAGGUUACUCCUCUAACUUUUUUCAAAUACAUUUUUUAAUUAUAUACAGGGAAGAAAUUUGUUCAUUCUAUGAGAAAAAAAAUCUACUACAGCCCCUUUUAGAUUUUUAAAUUUGGUAAUUCCCUAAUGAAGUACAUAAUUGAUGUUAGAAACAGGAUCCAAUAAAAAAAUAUCAACAGGUUAUUUUUUGUUAAAUCAGUUAAUAUCACCAAUUUUCAUUGCUGUAGGUGUUUUCAUAAUUUUACAUAAACGCAUAUUCCAUUUUCAUAAAAUAAAAUUAGUGCUCAAAUUCAACAUUAAAAAGAUUCCAACUGAUAUGUACAGUUUUGUGUAUUGAUGAGUGAAUGAACAUAUUGUAAUCUAUUUCCUUCCCCGAUUAAUAUUUGUUUGGUCUAAAUGGUACAGAAAACAAUGAGGAAUGUAGAUACUGGAAGAAAAUACUCGGAUACCAAAUAAUUAAAGUCUCCUGUAGCAUUCAUUUGAAAAUAUGGGUUAAAACAAUCUUCUAUUGUCAAAUGUGAUGCUUUGGAUAGUUUGGGAUCAUUAUUGAUGGUUCAUAUAGUACCAAUUCCUUUGAACUAUGCUCUAAUGUAUCUUUAUCUUCCAUUUUUUUCAACCAUAUAUCUUUUAGUUGUCUUGAGGGUUGUUACAAGAACUAAAUCUGUAUAUAUUGUUUAGAUAUUAAAUAAUUCUGAGUUACUUUUACUAAUUAAGUAUUCCCAUGGUAUGAAAUUACUCCGCAUUCUUUUCUUGGUGGAUUUUCAGUAGGAAACAAGCACGUCAAUAGUUACAUUCUUUCGGGCAGUGUGUUCUUGAAAAUUUUUGGUUGACUAUCAUCUUUCGUGACAUAAGAAAUUUUAUCUUUUGAGUUACACAUCUUAGAUUACCACACUAUUUCUUCAACAUUUUCAGGCCUGAUACUAAACUCUACUUCAUUACGUAGUGACAAUGUUUUCUUUGUGUGGAUUUUUAAAAAUGUAUAUUCCAAUCACCUUAUUUUUGUUUCACAAACAACAAAAAACAACCAAAAUCUAGAAAACAAAGUUUCACUAUAUUUCCACUUUCUCCGCUUAAUGUUAAAAGUUGUUUCUCAAAAUGCACUAAUCACUAUCUUCAACCAAUAAGUUCACCAAAAGCUGUAUAUUCUUUUAAAGUUUUUAUUAUCGAUUUUAUUUAUUAAAAAAGAGUUAUUUCACUUCUUCACUCACAAAUGUUCUCACUACCUGGUUAUAUCUUGUUAAAAUUCACAUUAUACUCAACAUUUAUUAGUUUUUAAAACAGUAGCUAUUUCACAUUUUACCACACUAUAUUGGUGAAUAAAAAAAUCAACUUAAUAUAUACAAGGUGAACCUGAAAUAAAAUAUAUGCUUCCAGUUGUAAUUUUUAA